CGUGCCCGCCGCCCGCCGCCACGGGGCACGCAGCAGGCGGGCGCCCAGUCUCGCGAGAAGCGGCGCUGCCGCCGCCAUGGAGCAGCCGCUGAGCGACCCGCCGGGGCUGGCCGCUGUCCUGGCGAAGACGGACUGGUCAGAGCCCUGGCUGGUGGGGCUGGCGGUUUUCCACGUCCUCUGCUUCCUCCUGACGUACGCAUCUUUCCAGCACUACCGGGUGCAAGUGGGGCACUUCCUCUGCAUGGUGGGCUUAGUGUACUGCGCUGAAUAUAUAAAUGAAUUAGCAGCCAUGAAUUGGAGGCUGUUUUCUAAAUACCAGUACUUUGAUUCAAGAGGGAUGUUUAUUUCACUUGUAUUUUCAGCACCACUGCUGGUGAAUACUAUUAUAAUUGUGGUUACCUGGGUUUACAGAACUUUGAAUGUAAUGACUGAACUGAAGAUGCUACAGCAGAGAAUAAAAGCAGAGAAAGAGAAAAAGAACUGAAAGAGCCUUAUGCUAUUUUUUUUUUUUUAUUUCUAAUAAUACUUGUCCAGGUAACCAGUUCUUCUGUAUAUUUAUACAGAAACAGCAAUGAUUUUGUAUCUGAUGUCAAGAGGACUUGCAACCUGUUGUCAUGGACAACUAGGUGAAAGCAAGUAUCUAGAAUACAUGUGAAUUGGCUGUGAAGUUGAGAAACCCAGUCUUAACAGGUCUUUGUGCCCUUCUGCAUAAGAUAGUUUUCCACUGUGGCCGGGGCUGCUGUUGUUGGUGAGACACAAUCUUCCAGUUCGUUUCCUUUUGCCUAUGUAUUUUUUAACUAUGUCUUAACUGUGUGUUUAUCAAGUAUCCAGUCUUCUGCUGCUGAAGUCAACUGGAGCAGUGUCAUGAAUUCCAGUAAAUGAGGGAUUGUAUUCAGAAUGCCUUAGGAAUCCAUGCUUCUGUGAAGCAUUUCACUUCUUUAUAAAUCGAGUUUCAUACUUCCUAUGUGUGUUGGGUUCCAAUAACAAUUUUAUAAAUAAAAUUAUCCACUGUAUCUUAAA
This is a messenger RNA of Falco peregrinus (peregrine falcon), 1020 nucleotides long. It is a transcript of the gene TMEM18, whose product is annotated as transmembrane protein 18. The coding region runs from base 77 to 484 and encodes 135 amino acids. Gene Ontology annotation, cellular component: nuclear membrane. The transcript is spliced from 5 exons. The record is from RefSeq and is a predicted model, not a curated record. NCBI's taxonomy places the organism in Eukaryota, Metazoa, Chordata, Aves, Falconiformes, Falconidae.